AUGGCUUCGCUUCGGCCGUGGAGCGCUUCGUUGCGCCUCGCCGCUGUCGCGAGGACGACGGUGCGACACAGCUCGUCCAGCAGCUCAACCUCGGCCAUCGCCUACAAGGCCCUGCGACGCCGCUCGGCUCCCCUUCCCAUCACUGACACGCCGCCUGCCUGGUCCGCGCAGGCCGCCGUCUCCAACAUCCUCUAUGAGACGCCCACGCCGUCCAUGGCGCCUCCGAAGCGUCACAUCCUCAACUGCCUGGUCCAGAACGAGCCCGGUGUGCUGUCCCGGCUGUCCGGUAUCCUCGCUGCCCGAGGCUUCAACAUCGAUUCACUAGUCGUUUGCAACACCGAAGUGGAGGAUCUUUCUCGCAUGACCAUUGUCCUGACCGGCCAGGACGGCGUCGUCGAGCAAGCCAGGCGACAGCUGGAGGACUUGGUGCCUGUUUGGGCUGUCUUGGACUACAGCAACGCCGCCCUGGUCCAGCGUGAGCUGCUUCUCGCCAAGGUCAACAUCCUUGGACCCGAGUACUUUGAGGAGCUGCUGGCCCACCACCGCGAGAUGAGCAACGGCGAGUCAGCCAGCGAGAAUGGCAACGAGUACGAGCGGACGCUCGAGGAGUCGGCCAAUGACUUCCACCCUAGCAAGCUGGCUGCCAGUGAGGCCCUCCGGCACAAGCACGAGCACUUGAAGACUAUUACCUACUUUACCCACCAGUUCGGUGGCAAGGUGUUGGAUAUUAGCACUACGAGCUGCAUCGUCGAAGUUUCUGCCAAGCCUUCGAGAAUCGAUUCCUUCAUGAAGCUGGUUGCUCCCUUUGGCAUCCUCGAGUCUGCCCGUACUGGCCUGAUGGCGCUGCCCCGAUCGCCUCUGCAUAAGCACAACGAAGAGGCCAUUAUCAAGGAAGCCGACGAGGUUGUUGAUGCUAGCCAGCUGCCUCCUGGUUAA
This is a messenger RNA of Trichoderma reesei QM6a, 936 nucleotides long. RefSeq names its product small regulatory subunit of acetolactate synthase. Lineage: Eukaryota; Fungi; Ascomycota; Sordariomycetes; Hypocreales; Hypocreaceae. Gene Ontology annotation, biological process: branched-chain amino acid biosynthetic process. The record is from RefSeq and is a predicted model, not a curated record. The transcript has 2 exons. Gene Ontology annotation, cellular component: mitochondrial nucleoid; acetolactate synthase complex. The coding region runs from base 1 to 936 and encodes 311 amino acids. Gene Ontology annotation, molecular function: acetolactate synthase regulator activity.